Molecule: messenger RNA, 5437 nt
Organism: Acanthopagrus latus (yellowfin seabream)
Lineage: Eukaryota; Metazoa; Chordata; Actinopteri; Spariformes; Sparidae
Exons: 19
Coding region: 468-4280 (1270 amino acids)
Molecular function (GO): protein binding
Source: RefSeq, a predicted model, not a curated record
UAUACACGGUUCAGUUAUAUACUAGGUUUCAGUUUUGUUUCCGUUUGAUCAUGCAACUGCUGCUGGCAACCAGCUUUACACAAUGAUUACGUUUGAGAUCAGCGUUGGAUGGCUAGUCAGUCAGCGAUGCAGCAUCUGAUUGGGCGAUAGACUCAACAUAAUUGCAAAGCCUCUGAAACGGAUACGACCGCAGCGGAGCUCCCGGUGGACGGCACAUCCGGGACCUUCACCUCUCAGGUGACAUUUAACCUUUCGGCGUCGAUGCUGGACACGCACCUCAUGAGGUAACGUUGGCUAAUCAGCUAGCGAAUUAAACUAAGUGCAAGGCCUCUCAAACGGAUACAACGCAGCGGAUCCCUCGGUAAACAGCACAUCCGGGACCUACAGCGCUCUGGCGACAUUUAAUCUUCCGACGUCAAUGCUAGAUACCCACGGCAUGAGGCUGAGGAGUACACCAAGUGAAGAGCAUGUCUAAAAGAAGAGCCAGAUUUCGUCCUGAGGCUGAGGCUGCUCAGUUUAUUAUAUCUGGAAGUGACAAGCCUUGUUUAAAGGCCCAGUGGAUCAAUGACUAUAAAGGACGUGGUGUAUUUGCCUGUGCACCAAUUGAAAAGGGAUCCUUUGUGGUCGAGUACCGUGGGGAGUUGAUUUCACAAUAUGAACGGGACAAGCGGCAGAAAAAGUACACAGAGAAGGAAAAUGUUUUCCUGUUUGAUUUUGAAUGGAACAAUAGCUCAUGGUGCAUUGAUGCAUCCCAGGAAGAUGACUCGCUGGGCCGUUUGGUUAAUGAUGGCCACAAGUCCCCAAACUGCAAAAUGAAAAAGUUGACAGUCCAGGGUAAACCUCAUCUUUGCUUGUUUGCCAUUGAAGACAUCCAAGCAGAGAGUGAAAUAACCUAUGACUAUGGAGAAUCUCAAUGGCCAUGGCGAGCUUUGGCACCAAGUGUUCAGAUCCUUACUCAUCCUUCUGCAGACCAGGAACUGAGUGAGAGAUCCACUUCAUCCUUCCAACAAGCACCAAGUGUUCAGAUCCUUACUCAUCCUUCUGCAGACCAGGAACUGAGUGAGAGAUCCACUUCAUCCUUCCAACAAGCACCAAGUGUUCAGAUCCUUACUCAUCCUUCUGCAGACCAGGAACUGAGUGAGAGAUCCACUUCAUCCUUCCAACAAGCACCAAGUGUUCAGAUCCUUGCUCAUCCUUCUGCAGACCAGGAACUGAGUGAGAGAUCCACUUCAUCCUUCCAACAAGCACCAAGUGUUCAGUUCCUUACUCAUCCUUCUGCAGACCAGGAACUGAGUGAGAGAUCCACUUCAUCCUUCCAACAAGCACCAAGUGUUCAGUUCCUUGCUCAUCCUUCUGCAGACCAGGAACUGAGUGAGAGAUCCACUUCAUCCUUCCAACAAGCACCAAGUGUUCAGUUCCUUGCUCAUCCUUCUGCAGACCAGGAACUGAGUGAGAGAUCCACUUCAUCCUUCCAACAAGUCAGCCAGACCACUGGAGGUGUCUCCUCCCACCAGACAGCUACUGUAAAGAAAUUAAGAGCAAGCCGCCAUCUGCAAAAUCUAAAGCGGCAUCAUGAUCGGUGUGAGAAACGUUACGAUGAGGCCAAGAAAUAUAUAUCUGAGAAAGACAGACAGAUGACUUUGAGUCUGUUCACCAGAAUGAAUAAUUCUGUCGAACAGCCCUUAGUCAAUGACGGUGGAUUCCAUGAUGGAACCUCUGCAAGCUUAAGUGACCAGAUCUCUACUGAUGAAUCUGCAGAUUGUACAGAUUAUGAAGAUAUUGACUAUGUUCCAGACUCAAGUGGCAAUUCCUCAGGCGAAAGUGUUCGUAGUAAGGAACUGAGAAUCCAAGAAUCUCUUGCUCCCAAAAAAGUCUUAAAGGACAUGCUAGUGGAGAUAGCUACAACACACAGUGGGGAGAUCACUGGAUCAGAGAGUCCAACAAGUUUUAGUUCGUCACUGAGGAGCAGCAGUCAUAGCAAUUCAGGGAUGAGUUGCAGUGCCAGUUCAUCAGGGAAUACAUCACACAGUAACAGCUCCAUAAAAGUCACUCCAUUGCCAAACUCAGCAAAACAAAGCAAGUACAACAAGAAGCAAUAUUGUCUUUAUUGUAAAAAGGCCAUAUCUAAAUUGGCAAGACACCUUGAAUCCGCCCAUAGUCAACAGCCUGAUGUUGCAAGGGCUUUAGGUUUUGAUAAAAGAUCCCGUGAAAGAAGAGAUAUGUUACGCUCUAUUAAGAAGAUGGGAAACUUUAACCAUAAUGCUACCGUGGCAACCUCUGGUGCUGGAGAAAUGGUUGCUUGUCGAAGACCCACUAAAGCAAGAGAUUCUGAUUGUUAUCGUCAUUGCAAAUUUUGUCAAGGACUAUAUGCAAGAGAUUGCCUUUGGAGACAUGUGAGAAAGUGCCCUCAGAAGUCCACUGAAGGAGAGCCUUCCGCUGGGCGAAAACGGAUGCAACUGGACUUACCGAAACCCGAUCAAUUUCAUGAAGCUGUUUGGAAGAUUGCCUGUGAAAUGAACCAGGAUGACAUUUCCUUGGUAGUAAGGAGUGAAAGAGACAUCCUUAGCCUUGGCGAGUCACUGUACAAUGCCAGGAAACCACAUGAGAGAAGGAAUGAUUACAUACGGCAAAAAAUGAGAGAGAUGGCAAGAUUAUUGAUAACAGCAAGAGCUAUGACACAUUUGAGGAGCACAGAAGACCUUGUUAUGCCCAGUAACUUUCCCCAGGUCAUACAAGCCGUCAGAGCUGUUGCUGGUUAUGAGCUGGAAAGCAACUCGUAUAAAACCCCAUCUUUAGCUUUGAAAUUAGGACACAGUUUGGCCAAAGUUGCAGGCAUUGUGCAGUGCAAUGCCAUCAUUGCAAAUCGCCAUGAUGUUGCAGAGUCAGCUAAGCAAUUUGCCACUCUGUAUGAGAAAAAGUGGAACGAGUCUAUUUCAGCCGCUGCACUGGGUACACUUAAACAAGCCAAAUGGAAUAAACCACAGCUUUUACCAUUUACACAGGAUGUGUCACGGCUGCACAAGUUUCUUGCUACCGAAUCUGCUAAGUGCAUGAAGGACCUGGAGGAAAACCGCAACAGCAUAACCUUUGGAAAUCUUGCGAAAGUGACUUUAACGCAGGUGGUACUAUUUAACAGAAAAAGGCAAGGGGAAGUUUCAAAAAUGGAGCUCCAGGUUUUCACAUCCCGGAAUCGCACAGAGCUUAAUCCUGACAUUAUGAUCGGCCUUACUGAGUUGGAAAAGAAGCUUGCAAGGCACUUUGACAGAGUUGAGAUUCGUGGUAAAGGGUCAAGAAUGGUACCUGUGCUUCUCACACCUGACAUGAUCGCUGCAAUGGACCUCCUCGUGACAAACAGGAAUGACUGUCAAGUCUGCACAGAGAAUGUGUACUUGUUUGCACGCCCAGGUGUCUUUUCCCAUUACAGAGGCUCUGACUGCUUUCGCAAGUAUGCAAAACAAUGUGGUGCAAAGUACCCAGAGGCACUCACCUCAACAAGAUUGCGGAAACAAGUCGCCACUUUGUCCACAGUACUAAACCUUAAAGAAAAUGAAAUGGAUCAACUUGCCACCUUUCUUGGGCACAACAUCCGUGUCCACAGAGAAUUCUACCGGCUUCCAGAGAGUACCCUGCAGCUUGCAAAAGUCAGCAAACUGUUGAUAGCAAUGGAGAAAGGAAAACUGUCUGAUCUGCAAGGGAAAGGGCUGGAUGACAUCGAGAUCAAUCCUGACGAUGAAGUAACCACGAGUGAUGAUGAUUCCAGCGAAGAAACCAUUGCUGACCUACAUCAACUCAAAGGCUCAAGAACUGAGACUUCUGGUGAUCCAAGCCACGCACUUGACUCAACCACCCUGGACAGCAUGGAGGGCACUUCUGCCUCAACCACCUUGGACAACAUGGAGGGCAAUUCUGCCUCAACCACCUUGGACAACAUGGAGGGCACUUCUGUUUCAACCACACUGGACAACAAAAAUGGCAACACUGAACCAAGAAAUGAUUCCCAGCAGAGCACAGCACUUCAAGUGGGUACAUCCAAAGCAUCCUCAAAGUGCUCCAGUGGAAAGCAAGCUGGGAAAGUGAGAAGCAAGUGGACAGGUGAUGAAGUGAAGGCUGUUGAGCAGCACAUGAUGCAUUUCAUAACAAGCUGCAAAGUACCAGGUAAAAGGGACUGUGAGUCCUGCCUCCAAGCAGAGCUGGUUGCUCUGAAAGACAGAGACUGGGUUGCCAUCAAAUACUACAUUCACAACAGAAUCAUAGCAUUAAAAAGGAAGAUGAAUAGAUAGAACUAUGACAUGCAAACUGUGGCUAAGGUACUGUUUUAUAUCAGUUGAACUGAAUUUUAUUUUCAUUCCAUGUUGAUUGUAAAAGAUUGUGCUAAGUUGCUCAGUCCUGCCAAAUGUUAAGAUUAAUGAGGUUUUUUUUUUUUCAAUCCCCCACUCUCUUGGUUUUAUUCACAGUACCUGCCAUGAUUUCUUUUAGAAAAUGAGGUUUAAGAAGAUAGGUUCAUACUCUCACUCUCAGUUUCAACAAGCAAUAGCAGGGUUCUCUCCGGUCUAGUGGCGAACCGUCACAGCGUUCAGCAUUGCGUUGUUCUUACCCAUAAGUUGUUGAAUCUGGUUUUUGAAGUAUUAGACACUUCACUGGAAUGGGAGCUAUGUAAAUUCUGACUUUAUUUGGAAAGGUUAUCUGAAUAUACUGUUUCAUAGAAGCUGUAAGCUUCAAUAGAGGAUUAGAGGAUUAAUUGUGGUUUUUUCAUAGAAAGAUACAAAACUGGUUCAGUUCAAACAGGCCCUGUCUACUGCCUUGUGCCAUGGAGGGAAGGAGGCAAGAUGUCUGUAUUUUAUGUGGUCUGUUCUGUUUCAAUUCACAUAUGUUGCCAGCAAUCAAAAAAUAAAGAAUGGCAGAAAGUGUUCCAUGUUUUUAUUCAAAUGAACAUGCAUACAACAUACUACAAAAUUCAUAAAUGAAAAUACAAUAAUAAGACUUAAAAAGUAGACUGACCAUAUUUUUUGCUAUGUCUCCUUUUAAGUCUCUACAAAGCUCAGUUUUACUGGGUUUUAUUACCAUGUGAAUAUCUGACAUUUCUGUCAGAGGUUACUUGCCUGAUGAGCAUGACUAUUGUACACCUGUGUCUACGAUAUAAAAAAUAGCAAUCAUACUCUUUCCUUGUCUUUAUAAGUCAUGUGUACAUGAAAAUUUUGUGUGUAUCCGUGGGUUUCACAAUUCACCUAAACAUGAAAUAUCAGUGUGUGAUGUUUUUGCACCUAUAAGUCACAUAAACCUGACAGUGUCCUCACAAGUAGCAUUAAAAUCAGGUUUGACCAAAAGAUAGUCCUAGCCAAAAUCUCAACAGAUGGGCAUAUUCCUGGAAGCAUGGGGAAGAAACACCUUGAUUCCCCAGCCUCUAGGACCUUGGGAAAGGCACGUUCCCAUUUUUCAC